GUUAUAAAUCAUCUUUCUUGCCGUCUUUUUAUAUCGGCGCGGGGGAAUUUGAUAAUGCAUGCACGAUAGUCGCCGGUGGUGUGCAUGCAUUUACUCCACCUAAUCAACAUACAACAACUUCGGAAGAACUUCUCAAGACUUCAUUCCGCACCACCACCAUCAUCAUCUUGCCACAAUGUCUUCUUCAUCUCCUUAUACGGCAAAAUGGGGCAUCAUGGCCUGCGGUUCAAUCGCACAAAAGUUCACAAAAGAUUUGCUGUUAGAUCCUACUUCACGUCAAGUGAAAGAUGUUAAACAUGAAGUCGUUGCAGUUGCCAGUUCGAGCAGUGUACAAAAAGCACAAGACUUUGUCAAAGAGACUGGUUGUCCAUCAAGCACACAAGCAUAUGGAUCAUAUGAAGAAUUAGUCAAAGAUCCAAAGGUGCAGAUCGUCUAUGUUGCUUCACCACAUACGUUUCAUUAUGAAAACACAUUGUUAUGCUUGGAAAACGGAAAAUCUGUCUGUUGUGAAAAGCCAUUCACGAUCAAUGCAGAACAAACGAAACACCUCACACAAGUUGCCAAAAAGAACAACUUGUUUUUGAUGGAAGCCGUCUGGACAAGGUUCUUCCCAGUCACACUCGCGUUACAAAAAGCAAUUCAUCAAGAUCGUAUUCUCGGAAAACUCAUUCGAGUCAAAGCAGAUCUUUCAAAACAAUUCAAAUUUGAUGCAAAACAUCGUCUUUAUAAUCCAGAUUUGGGUGGUGGUGCUUUAUUGGACCUUGGUCUUUACCCCACAACUUGGUUGAUGAUGACACUUUUCAGUGAUCCGGAAAACGGAAAAUCUUUACCUUCUUCUAUCUCUUCAUCAAUGAUCAAAGUUCCACAAACUGGCGUUGAUGCUCAUUCAGUCGCAACGCUCGUGUUCGAUAAAGCACGUACGAUCGGAACACUUUCUUGUACGUUAGAAGUUGAAGGAUUGUACAACGAUCACCAUACGAUCAUUCAAGGUGAAAAAGGUACAAUCACAGUUCAAGGUCAACCUUAUCGUCCUGAAGGCUUUACCGUGUAUCUCAAUGACAAAGACGGUAACCCUGGUCAACCUCAAAAACACAAUUUUGACAUCCCUGGUCAAGGAAUGUUUUGGGAGGCAGAUGCUUGUGCAAGAGAUUUGCGCGAUGGAAAGAUCGAAGAUGAUACUUGUUCUUGGACAGAUUCAAUCGCUACAAUGACAGUCUUGGAUACUGUAAGGAAACAAAACAACUUCUCUUAUGGCGACAAAUUGGAAGGUACUCGUACAUGAAAUAUGAACAUUGCGAUAUCAUGAUAUACAGCCUGCAUUCAGGCAGAAUUGUACAGAUAUGAGAAUGAAAGAAAUUAAAAGAAGGA
Meira miltonrushii is the source of this 1368-nucleotide messenger RNA. RefSeq names its product NAD(P)-binding protein. The transcript has a single exon. Bases 176 to 1282 code for a protein of 368 amino acids. The record is from RefSeq and is a predicted model, not a curated record. Lineage: Eukaryota; Fungi; Basidiomycota; Exobasidiomycetes; Exobasidiales; Brachybasidiaceae. Gene Ontology annotation, molecular function: nucleotide binding.